AGCACGGUAACGGCACGCGCUCAGUGUCUAUCUGUGUCUCCGAACCAGACAGAGAAACUUGAAACGCCUCAGUCUGCUUCGAAGCUUACUACAGAAGACUGCCAUGGGAUGUAUUCCAAUGGUAAGCAGCUAUAGCAUGAUGCUCCGUCCAGAACACUUUAAUUUCCAGCAGCAGCAUGUCAUCAGUUUACCAGGAUUCGUCUGCGUCUUCUGUAAUUCUUGAGAUGCCUACCUAUCUUUUCUGUUCAAAGUCCGGAGACAAGCUUGGCUUCUCGCAAGUGAUAAAGAAGCCAAAGUUCAUCCACGUGGAAGGCAUACGUAUGAACCAGACUUUGCCGCAGGACAACAUUGUGUUCGCCCUCAACUUCGAACCCAAGGAAAGCGAUAUCAUCAUCGACUCGUAUCCUGGUUGCGGUAGCAGCUGGGUCGUGCAGAUCGUCUACCUGCUGCUCAACAACGCCCACCUGGGUAAAAUAUCGGAGUCCCUCACCAGAGAAGUGUGCUACCUUGAGGCCGAAGGUGAAGCGGUCGACACGUACAGAACUCCUCGAAUCAUCAAGACGCAUCUUCCAUUCAACGGAAUCGCUUACACAACCGCGGCGAAGUACAUCUACAUCGCGCGCAACGUCAAGGACUGUUGCGUCUCCAUUUACCACAUUAUGAAAACAUUCCCCGAAGACUACCAGUUCCAGACAGGAACCUUCGCGGACCUCUUCGAGUGUUUCAUCAGGGGCGAGAUGGAAUACAACGACUAUUUCGACCACCUGCUACCCUGGUGGAGUUACAGGAACGAGCCCAACAUACUAUUUCUAGUGUACGAGACGAUGAAGAAAGAGCCGAAGGAGCACGUUCAGGUCAUAGCAAAGUUUUUGGGAGGCGUCGCGCAAGAUCUCGUCCAGGAGCAGUCCAAGCUGCAGUCUGUGCUUCGCAUGUCCAAUAUUCUCUUCAUGAAGCUCAAGACGAAGGACUACGCCACGGUAAUGCCGAGAAGGAAGUUCUUCGUGCGAGAAGGGGUCAUCGGACAGUGGAAGGGUUUUUUCACCGGCGAGCAGUCAAGAAGAAUUGACAACAAGUUCUUCCAGAAGACAACCGAAACGCCGCUGAAGCUCCUGUGGAAAGGCAUGGGUGUUUUCGAUUGAUGUCCGGGAUGCUCGGAAAGGCUAUCUGUACCUGUUGAACACCUAAACUAACACCGAUGUACCUGUAGAGGAGGUAAUAUAAACGAUAAUUAAACAAUAACAAUA
Molecule: messenger RNA, 1244 nt
Organism: Ornithodoros turicata
Lineage: Eukaryota; Metazoa; Arthropoda; Arachnida; Ixodida; Argasidae
Product: sulfotransferase ssu-1-like
Exons: 2
Coding region: 177-1139 (320 amino acids)
Biological process (GO): sulfation
Cellular component (GO): cytoplasm
Molecular function (GO): sulfotransferase activity
Source: RefSeq, a predicted model, not a curated record